This is a messenger RNA of Notodromas monacha, 2729 nucleotides long. The record is from the annotation of a GenBank genome assembly. Lineage: Eukaryota; Metazoa; Arthropoda; Ostracoda; Podocopida; Cyprididae.
AUGGGAGGAAAUCGACGGGAUAAGAUAGAGGUGCUGCUUGUUCAUGGACUUCUAGGUGCUUCCUUGAUCAAAGUUCGCGGAACAUCGCUCAUCCUGUCCGGUUGCGCGAUUCUGGUGUAUCCCGACAAAGACAUCCAGAAUAUCGUCGAGACGGAGUUCCAGAAAAUUGAAAACUGGUGUCCGCUGAAGAGCCUGAAAUGUCGCAAAUUAGCGAAGGUCAAACCUGUGCGCUGCUUGAGUGGCGAGUUCCAGUCGGACGCUUUGCUGGUGCCACACGGUUGUCAGUUCGAUCACGUGCACAACGCUAGCCAGUGCCUCAUGCCGGAUGCGUGGAAAGUCGUCGCGGAACGGUCUUGCAAGCAGCGAGAGUUGGAGCUCCGAUCUCACGCCAUGCUGAGACCUUGUGGCGUUGAUGUUUUCCAGGGAGUGGAGUUCGUUUGCUGCCCGCAUGACGCUGGGUUGAAAGGUACUGUCAUGAAGGAUUGGGGAGUUAUGGAAGAAAAGUACCAAGACAUGAAGAUUGCAGAUCCGGAGAAAGCUGAAAUGUUCCGCCGUGAAAUGACCGCGAAGUUCCAAAAGCGAGUCGAUGACCUGGAAGCAGAUGGUGAAGCUGAGAAACAACAGAUUGUUUCUAUGCAUCAGCAGAGGAUUUUGCGAGCAAUCAAUACCCGAAAGCGUGAGGCUCUUACUUGUUACAGAGAGGCUCUGAAUCAACGUCUUCCCAGCAUUCACAAGGUUGAGAAAUGUCUGCAAAAAUUACUGCGGGCCCUUCACAAGGAUAGACAUCACACCUUGGCUCAUUAUCGUCACCUGCUGAAUGCCAAUUUCGAGGAAGCUGAGCGUCAGCGUGAAAUUACCCUGGAAAGGCUUAUGGAAGUGGAUCGCACGGUUAAUCAAAGCUUGGACAUGUUGAAUAAAUUCCCAGAAUUGCAACAAAGAUUGAGGCCACUGAUGGAUGAAUUUGCUGAUGCCUUGCGAACGAAGCAGAACUUCGCAGAUUCUGCUACCGAUGGAGCCACGUUUGCCCCGAACUCUAAACUUCUCUCGCGAACGGUAGAUGCCGAAAAAGAAACCAUGGACAAGCUCCGCGAUCGUGCUUUGAUGAAGAAAAAGCUUAUUGAUGAUCGAAAACGCGAAGAAGAAGAAAUGCGGAAGCAGAAGAUGCUGAAUAGAAUGAAGAAGAAGCAAGAAAUUGAGCGCACGAAACAGAAGCAAGCAGAUUUCGUCAGUACUUCGGAAUCUUCGACUUUGAAGACAACAUUAAAACCCCGUGAAGAUUUCGAUGAACCUCAAGUUGGGAAAGAAACAGCUGCGAAGCUCAUGCUUAAAAAAUUCGACCCUAUUGCGGUGGACGACGACCACAGUUUGAAGGACACUCCUGUUGCAGCCAAUCAUUUUGAUGAUGAGGAGGAUAAAGCGCAUCUCGUGCAGCACGUGCCAGAAGAAAUUCCAGUCGCUCAUGCCCAAGCUCACGAACUGAGCCACUCGCAAUCGGUCUUCUCCAUCGUUGCGCGAGAAACAAACUCAGGUUCGGGUAGUAAAGCCGGAUACAUAACUGUAGCCUUUGCUGGGUUGGCGCUGAUGACAGUACUGGUUGUGACGAUUGUUGUUCUUCGACGCAGGAACGUCGCCCUGCCGCAAAACCAGGGCUUCGUCGAAGUUGACCAGACAGCUUCUCCCGAAGAACGACAUAUUGCCAACAUGCAGAUCAACGGAUAUGAAAACCCGACGUACAAGUACUUCGAGGAGUCGGACAUGUAGGCUAAAAAAGAAGAAAAACAGAAACGUCGGGGGUCAAUGUGUAUUGAAGCAGCGCACUACGUGCAGGAAAAUGGCAACUUCUUUGCCGUUCAUGUAAUGGUCAGGAUGGACCAAGGAUUCCCUGUCGCGACGGAUUUUCUUGGCUUUUCUUAUUUCGCAAAUGUCCUUUGUCCCUCGCUUGCUUCACCGCAUGACCAUUUCGGUCCGUUCGUAACAAAAUCAUUCGAUUGAUAAAAUGUAGUCGUUUCGAACAAAAGUCAUUCCAGGCAAGGGAAAUGAAUGCGAUCUGUGUGUACUGUGGGAUGUCGUAGAUUCCAGAUGUGCAUUUCAUGGAAAACUUUUCUUGCGAGGCUAUAUCUUUUUAUUUAUUUACUUUUAAAUACUGUAUUCGUCCGUGUCUUGAAUUUUCGCGGGAAAGUCUGCAUUUCUCUCUGAUACUUGUCCGCAGAUUUUUGUUUUGUUUGUGAUUGUUCGAGAGUGUUGUCGCUGUAUUGGCAUCGAUGGUUAGUGCGUAUUUGGCCAAUGGUUCUGUCGAACUGGCCGAGGAAGACUUAGUCCGUUUCCCUUUUUUCCGACUUCGACUGUUGGAAAGGAAACAAUUUCUGGCAUAUUUCUCAGGAUCAGCAGCGCUUUACGCAUGUUGUGGAUUGAAUAUUAAUUUCCGAAGCUAACGUAGGAAUUACGCAAAAUGUGCUUUGUCACUGUAUUGUGGGGAUUCCUAGAACGUUCCCGUUUGAAACACCGGUCGCCGAUGGCGUGGUUCUUGCGCAGCUGGACUUACGUGUUUUUAUUUAUUUUAUUUUUAGCAUGACUCAAUGACAGCAGCUUAUAAAGAUUAAUGAUAGAUGCACUCUCCAAAUUUGAGCAGAAACGUGAAUUAGCCCCACCGUAUGAAUGAUUCGCAGCUGGAAUGGUGAAGCUGAAUAUGUGAAGUUGAAAAUAUAACUUGUGUUUUUUAGAAAAAAAAA